This is a messenger RNA of Hevea brasiliensis (rubber tree), 1491 nucleotides long. RefSeq lists its product as uncharacterized. The record is from RefSeq and is a predicted model, not a curated record. Bases 598 to 1395 code for a protein of 265 amino acids. Lineage: Eukaryota; Viridiplantae; Streptophyta; Magnoliopsida; Malpighiales; Euphorbiaceae. The transcript has 3 exons.
GGGCGGGCUUUCAAUAAAUUUCAAUUGAUUAAAGUAAUUUCCCUUUCACUGAUAAAUUAGGGUUUCCACUUUCAAUUAAUGCUGUGUCUGUCACCCGGUAGUCGCCAAGCACAGCAUUUCUCUCACUACCUCGUUGUUUUGUCCUUUGACCAGCAUCUGUAUCUCUCUCUCUCUCUCUCUCUCUCUCUCUCAGAUGUUAUGCUUUUCAGCUAAUCUCAAUCUUUACUUCAAUGUUUCAGUGUACAGAUAAGCUUGACUGAUUGACAUUUGAUCAAGUGAUGCUUAUCCAGCUUGCACAAGGGGAUGCUUGCGAUGUGUGUAUUUAUUAAAAAGUUGGAGAUUCCUCUGCAUUAUCCUUCUAUCUUGAAGAUUGCACUUGAUUCCAGAGGACUUGCAUAUGUUGCUUCAGUUCGGUACUACAGUGAAGAUGAUAUCUUCGAUUCCUUGAGAUGUGCUAUCACCUGUUGUAGCUUUACAAAGGUUGAAAGCCAACAGAAUUGAUUUUGGUGAGGUUUAUUGAAAAUAACUAAAACAGGUUCACUGUGUUGUGUGGCUGCAAGGCCACAUGGGUCAAAUACGACCAGUGGAGAUUGGUCCAUGGUUCAGCAUGAGCGUUACUGGCAAACUAAUACAAGUGUCUCACCACCCCCAUCAAGAUGGGAUUUUACUUUCCCAUUUGAAGAGCUGCCGAAUGAUUCACGCAAAGGUAACCUACUACUUUGGUCCUCAACAGCAUCAAACAGAAAAGAAAGCAGAUGGAUGAGAGGCAACCAUCUUUAUAAUAAUUGUUGUUCUGCAUCUGUUGGCACAGGCCUGCUUUUGACUAGUCCUGAUCUUUCUUCUGGUCCUCAGUGGACACCUCCAGUCAUACAGGAAAUUAAUGCUGAUGAUUAUGAAACUGGAACAAGGAGAGGGAACUUCUGGAAACCCAGAGAGUGGGGGGAUCCACUUCAUCCUUUUCAAAUAGCUGUGAGUCUGAGCACACAUUCUAGUUAUGCCCAUCCUCUCAUUGUAACUUUUCAGGUCGUCGCUCCUUUGUCCAAAGCUAUCCACUCUUUAUUCUUUCCCACCCAAGCUGCAAGAGAAGCUUCUGAAAACCCAGUUACUGGGCUUUUAGAGUUUGAUGCUGCUGCCCUUCAUAGAGAUGCCCACUGUCAGAGCAGUGCUAGCAGUAGCGUAGAUUUUUCAGAUAUUUCUAAACCAUUUGAAUCUGAAAUUUUAGGUCGGUUGUGUAUUUCAUAUGAUACUUUUAAAUGUGGAUUGUGUGAAAGGUUUCUUUCACAAAGAUCCCUAUGGAGUUCUCAGCAGAUUGUAAGAAGCGGAGACAUGCCUGUUACUGGGGUUCAUUCAUGUUGUCAUGUUUUUCAUGCAGAGUGUUUGGGCAGUGAUACGUAAAGUAUUGUUCUCACGAAAAAUUGUGUUUGAGUACUAGACUAUGGUUGUUUUGAUUAUUUAGACUAAUGGCAAUUUAUAAGAAUUAAAUUUACUAAA